ACCCUCUGCUCUGCAGUCCCUUCUCAUCCUCGAUUGCACUGUCAACUUCUGCACUACCCUUUCGCCCCUCCGCUCCCCUUUCCCAUUCGCCACCAUCCCAUCCUCUGGCCCAUGCCUUCCCCAAUGUGGUCCGCAGCUAAGCGGCCCCUUCUAACACUCGCACUCAAAGCUCCACACCUACACAAUGAUGGAAGCGCCUCUCACCAGCACAAGCUCCCCUGCAUUUGGUCUUGGAUUUGCCGCAGCUGAUGGCUCCCUUCCCUGUCGUCGCUGGGCCGUGCCACACCGCUGGGUGCCGCGAGCUUCGCAGUCGCCGCCGCUGUCAUCGAAGUCGCCGCUGCCUCCGCCGCCACCCGUCACCGCCGCCGCCGCUGUCGUCAUCGUAGCAGCCGCUGACGCCGUUGCCGCUACCCGCCGCCGAUGUCGCCGUUUCACACGAGGGGUAGAAGCCACAGCUGCUGCAUGACAUGGGGGUGCAAGGGCUUGGGGGUGUGUCAAUUUAUAUAUAUUAUAUCUAUGUAGGCUUGGUAGGUGUUAGCUCUUCUACAAAU
Messenger RNA from Closterium sp. NIES-67, 551 nucleotides. Lineage: Eukaryota; Viridiplantae; Streptophyta; Zygnematophyceae; Desmidiales; Closteriaceae. The record is from the annotation of a GenBank genome assembly.